Messenger RNA from Fomitiporia mediterranea MF3/22, 1652 nucleotides. RefSeq lists its product as uncharacterized. The transcript is spliced from 3 exons. Bases 100 to 1377 code for a protein of 425 amino acids. Gene Ontology annotation, biological process: vacuolar transport; positive regulation of protein ubiquitination; metal ion transport. NCBI's taxonomy places the organism in Eukaryota, Fungi, Basidiomycota, Agaricomycetes, Hymenochaetales, Hymenochaetaceae. The record is from RefSeq and is a predicted model, not a curated record. Gene Ontology annotation, cellular component: Golgi apparatus; perinuclear region of cytoplasm; endoplasmic reticulum.
CCUCACCUCAUCACACUCUCCUCGCGCAGUCCACGUAUCCUUUCAUUCCCACUCUUUCUCUGCUAAUCUACCUACCGCUCUACGGUGGACUGAAAUUCCAUGUCACGUAGCGGCUACUCGGCACUCCCCGUCUCCCAGGAGUCGCACUACUCUGCAGCUGAGGAUGAGAUGGAACGGGCGUUUGAGUCAGACGACGAGGAUCAUGAGAAUACCCCUCUAGCACGGAUCCCUGUGCCUUCGGUACAACCUACCGAACCCACACAACCUCGAGAAGGAACCUACGAUUUUGAGAGGGAGUACGAGUACGAUCGCCCUCCCCCAGGUAGUCCACCAGCUUCAACACCACCAACUACUGCGUUUGGAAACUCCAAUGGAAUUAUUCCCUCACCAUCAGAUAUCCUAAGAAGAGAACCAAGGACCCAUGGGGCGAAACCGUCUUUCUUCCGCAGAGCUGUUGGUGCGCUGUUACCACAGCACUACGCACGUAUCCCAUCGUCGGAACCGGAAGUUCGCGGAAGCGGGUUAGAGAACGAUGGUGUUUUCUCGAACGUUUCCGCUCGACCGACUCCUCCCAGGACGGUGCAGGAUGACAAUGGGGAUGUUCAUGUCAUGCCAGAGGAUGCGCAGAGCGACGUACCACCCUCCUACGCCGCUGCUCAAGCAGAUUCCGCUCCUCCAUACUGGGAGACGACUAUCCAUGCGCCUUCUCUCGGAGGUGCAGAUGACUUCCUCAUUGAGGGCUUACCAGCCGGGACGAUCUUCUCAUUCGCAUGGAACUUUUUGAUAUCCGUCUCCUUCCAGUUUGUGGGAUUCAUGCUCACAUACCUACUACACACGUCGCAUGCGGCAAAAUAUGGCUCGAGAGCUGGGCUCGGUGUCACGUUGAUCCAAUAUGGUUUGUUCUCCAAAGCAUCAGGCGAGGACAUUUUUAGGGAUGGGAAUGAUGAAGAAGUUGGUACUACGUCGCUGAGCGGGAAGAUACGUCGAUUUUGGGCUACGACAUCUGAUGACCAGGAAGGAAAUCCCCCUAUGUGGAUAUCUGGUAGUGCUAUGCAUGAUUGGAUAUCGUUCCUUUUGAUGACUGUUGGUUGGGUUCUCCUUCUAUCCUCUAUCCUUGGUUUUGCGCGUGUAAAGAGAUGGGAACGAAGCAUUCGAACACCAACACCUCCGCCUGUGAUCACUCCCGAAGAUCAGCAACGCGACGAAGAAGUACGGCAACAUCUACGGGAUGUCUUUGGGUUCGACGUGAUUACAGCGGAGGAUAUCCAAGAAGAGAGCCCUACGGAGACAGAACACCCAAACCCGAAUCAGAAUCCACAUGCCGCGCAAGUCGAGGAAAGAAUGCGGCGAGACUUGCGUGCGAUGGGGCUUAUCUAAGUACAAUAAUGUUUAUACGUCUACAUACAAUGCUGUCCUGCUGCUUACCAGUACAUCUGAUGUCUUUGUGCCUUUAUCCCAUUCCCUCGGUUGUCCAAAUGUCUAAAUCACCUUCGUUACUUAUCGCUCAUCACUUAUCAAUGCUGUGUACUUUCGUCUUUUGUGGACGUUGCGGUUUUCUCUUUGUAUAACAUUUUUACUUUGUGCAUUACUCGCUCUCAACAUUACACUAGCAUUAUCAUGACAAUAAUAAACAAAUAUCGACACCAGAGUCG